Messenger RNA from Aureobasidium namibiae CBS 147.97, 2070 nucleotides. Its product is annotated as acetoacetate-CoA ligase. Gene Ontology annotation, cellular component: cytosol. The coding region runs from base 1 to 2070 and encodes 689 amino acids. The record is from RefSeq and is a predicted model, not a curated record. Gene Ontology annotation, biological process: lipid metabolic process. Gene Ontology annotation, molecular function: acetoacetate-CoA ligase activity. The transcript has 3 exons. Lineage: Eukaryota; Fungi; Ascomycota; Dothideomycetes; Dothideales; Saccotheciaceae.
AUGCCUCACGCAAACACAGACAACGACCCUAAUGGCACAAAUGGCCAAGGACUCGGAUCCGAAUUAUGGCGACACGCAGCUCCUGAGUCCACUCAGAUUUGGAAAUUCCUACAAACGGUGAACAAAGACAAAGGCCUCCAAUUGAGAGACUACGACGACUUGUACAACUGGAGUAUAGAUCAAGUCUCUGACUUCUGGGAUGCUGUCUGGAAGUUCACUGGUAUCAGAGCCUCGGCCCCUUACGACGAAGUGUUGCCAAAAGAUGCUCUUAUGUUCCCGAGGCCACCUUUCUUCGAUGGAGCCAAGUUGAACUUUGCCGAGAAUCUAUUAUUUCCACCACAAGCACCUAGCGCAGACAGUCCGGCCAUCAUUGCGGCCACAGAAACCGACAGAGAGACCGUGACAUGGGCCGAACUACGUGAGAAAGUCCGCUUGUGCCAAUCUGGAAUGCUUGCAAACAACGUUCAGCCAGGAGACAGAAUCGCAGGUUAUGUUGCCAACCACACUAAUGCUCUUGUCGCCAUGUUGGCCGCAACAUCUCUUGGAGCCAUCUGGACAGCCAUCAGUCCGGACACUGGUGUGACUGCAGUUCUGGACCGUCUCACUCAGAUCGAGCCCGUUAUCUUGUUUGCAGAUAACGCCAGCAUGUACAAUGGCAAGACUCAUCCAACCAUGCCCAAAGUCCAGGAGAUCGGCUCUUCGUUACCCAGCUUACGGGCACUCGUGGUUCUUCCCACGAUCCCAUCGGUGUCAACACAAAUCAACUCGUCAUCUCUGGCAGGAAUUGCCACUUCGUACGACAGUUUCACCAAGAAAGACGAUGCACCACAGGAGAUCAUCUUCACUCAGCUACCACCUGACCACCCAGUAUACAUCCUCUAUAGCUCCGGCACAACCGGAGCACCAAAGUGUAUCGUCCAUGGAGCCAUCGGUACUUUGAUCCAGCACAAGAAGGAGCAUAUCCUACACUGUGACAUUCUGCCUGGGGACAGGCUGUUCUACUUUACGACAUGUACUUGGAUGAUGUGGCAUUGGCUGGUAUCAGGUCUUGCGAGCGGUGCGACAUUGGUCCUCUACGACGGCUCACCGUUCAGAUAUGUUUCAGAAGGAAAGUCUAUUCCCGACGACUUGGCCAUGGCAAGAUUGAUCGACGAAUUGAGCAUCACACAUUUCGGCACCUCGGCCAAGUACCUCUCAGUCCUGGAGCAGAAGUCUGUCAUGCCGAGGGAACAGGGUGUAUCACUGAAGACAGUCAGAGCAAUCUACAGCACUGGUUCUCCUCUCGCGCCCUCGACCUUCCAAUACGUCUACAGAGCGUUCGGCUCCGUAAAUCUAGGAAGCAUCACUGGCGGUACAGAUAUCAUCUCCCUCUUCGGAGCUCCUUGUCCUUUGACACCCGUCUACACAGGCGAAAUACAAGUACUCGGUCUCGGCAUGGCCAUCCGCGCCUGGGACUACUUAGGCGCCGACGUGACAUCCUCAGGCUCAGCCGGCGACCUCGUCUGCACAAAACCCUUCCCCUGCCAGCCCGUCCAAUUCUGGGGCCCCACUGGCGAAGCCAAGUACCAAAGCUCCUACUUUGAGACUUUCCCUGGCGUAUGGCAUCAUGGCGAUUUCAUCCGAUUCAACCCCAAGACCGGAGGCUUGUAUAUGCUUGGACGUAGCGAUGGCAUUCUCAAGCCCUCGGGUGUGAGGUUUGGAAGUGCAGAGAUCUACAACAUCUUACUCAAGCAUUUUCCUGAACAAGUCGAGGAUGCGCUGUGCAUUGGCCGCCGCCGCGAGACCGACGAUGAUGAGACGGUAGUCUUGUUCCUUAAGAUGAAGGAAGGAGAAGAGUUCAACACUGAGCUUGUCAAGAGCAUACAGAAAGUCAUCAGAUCAGAACUCAGUGCGCGUCAUGUACCUGGCAUUGUGGACGAGACGCCGGAGAUCCCGGUCACGACGAACGGGAAGAAGAUCGAGGCUGCGGUCAAGCAGAUCUUGUGUGGUAUGAAUGUCAAGACGUCGGCUUCAGUGGCUAAUGCUGGAUGUCUUGAUUGGUACAGGGAGUGGUCGAGCGCACACAACUAG